AUGGCGGUGAUUUAUCCUAACGUUAAUGGUGAUAAGAAGCACUGGUGGUUCACUCAAAGAAAGCUUGUUGAUACGUACAUUAAAGAUGCAAGGACCUUAAUGGCAAGUGAGGAGCUCAACGACGUCACUUCAGCUCUUCAUUUACUUGACGCAGCGUUAUCCAUAUCGCCGCGUUUCGAGACGGCCUUAGAGCUCAAGGCUAGAUCUCUGCUCUUCCUCCGUCGUUUCAAAGAAGUCGCCGAUAUGCUUCAGGAGUAUAUUCCCAGUCUCAAGCUCGCCGCUAACGACGAAGAAGCAUCCGCUUCAUCGGAAGGCUCCUCUUCCUCCUCCUCUUCAUCCUCCUCCCCUCGCGACGGAGUGAAGCUUCUCUCCGGCGGGUCUUCGCCGGGACGUGACUCGUCGUCGUUUAAAUGCUUCUCUGUUUCUGAUUUGAAGAAGAAAGUAAUGGCAGGCAUCUGUAAGAAGUGCGACAAAGAAGGGCAAUGGAGGUACGUUGUUUUGGGUCAAGCUUGUUGCCACCUAGGACUAAUGGAGGAUGCGAUGGUUCUGCUUCAAACCGGUAAACGUCUCGCCUCCGCCGAGUUUCGUCGUCGGAGUGUUUGCUGGUCCGACGAUAGCUUCAUUCUCCUCUCCGAAUCCUCCUCCGCGUCUCCACCACGCAACCUCACUGAGGGUGAGAAUUUCACUCACCUCCUCGCUCACAUAAAGCUCCUUCUCCGUCGUCGCGCCGCUGCAAUCGCCGCACUCGACGCGGGUCUUUUCUCUGAGUCAAUCCGUCACUUCUCGAAGAUCGUAGAUGGUCGUCGUCCUGCGCCGCAAGGAUUCCUCGCCGAAUGCUAUAUGCAUCGAGCCGCCGCGUAUAGAUCCGCCGGCAGAAUCGCAGAGGCGAUCGCCGAUUGCAACAAAACUCUAGCUCUCGAACCGUCGUGCAUCCAAGCGCUGGAGACGAGAGCUGCGCUCCUGGAAACAGUCCGGUGUUUCACAGAUUCGCUUCACGAUCUAGAACACUUGAAGCUUCUCUACAACACCAUUUUACGAGAUCGGAAACUUCCAGGUCCAGUGUGGAAGCGUCACAAUGUGAAAUACAGAGAAAUCCCAGGGAAAUUGUGCGUGUUGACAACCAAAACGCAGAAGCUGAAGCAGAAAAUUGCAAACGGAGAAACUGGGAAUGUCGACUAUUACGGCUUGAUCGGAGUCAGACGCGGAUGCACCAGAUCGGAGCUCGACCGAGCUCAUCUAUUGCUGUGUUUGAGAUACAAACCCGAUCGAGCCUCGUCUUUCAUCGAACGGUGCGAGUUCACCGAUCAAACCGACGUCGAUUCGGUCAGAGAUCGAGCGAAGAUGUCUUCGUUGUUGCUUUACCGUUUGAUUCAGAAGGGAUAUUCUGCUGUGACGGCGAUCAUAGCAGAGGAGGCGGCAGAGAAGCUGAGAAAGAACACUGCGGCGGCUCAGGCCCAGGCUCAGGCUCAAACGCCAAUACAGAAGAAGAUUGAAGAACGCAAACCGGUUGAAAAAUACGGUUCAGUUAAGAUAACCAAAAACAAUGAAACGAAACCGAUCAAUUCAAAUGCGUACCAAGGAGUGUUCUGUAGAGAUCUCGCUGCUGUUGGGAAUCUUCUAACCCGGGCUGGGUUGAACCAUCCAAUCCCGGUUAAAUACGAAGCUCUCACCUGCUAA
Molecule: messenger RNA, 1677 nt
Organism: Microthlaspi erraticum
Lineage: Eukaryota; Viridiplantae; Streptophyta; Magnoliopsida; Brassicales; Brassicaceae
Source: the annotation of a GenBank genome assembly